UUUCUUCCUAAGAGCAAGUCCCAGCACCCUCUGCAUGGUGGGCAGAAGCGGGGACAAGGGAGGAAGUCAGAGAUUGCAGGGUUUACAGAAGUACCGGGGCACACUGCUCUCCUUCCUCUGAUGAGAAAUUUGGUGUCAGCCCCUGGGGCCUCAUGAAGUCUCCUAUACAGAGAUACAUGGGCAGGGCCUCUUGCUCUCAAGACCACAGAGACACUCGCACAUUUACUCAGUCACACUCACAGCCACACAAGAAAACAUGGACUUAUUCACCCUUACACUGGCUUGGUCACACAUACAAUCCUACCUGACACAUACACUGAGCAGCCUCACUUUUUCAGGCUGACACAACUUUGGGAUAGAAUCACAAAAACACACACCUGCAUGCUCACACAAGUCUUGAACACACAGAGUCACACUCUCUCACUCUGCUUUAUACUCUCAGGCACACACACACAAUCAGUACCAUCACAUGCACAGCCUCACACAACCUACGCAAUCACUGCCACAGCCCUUGGGGGUCAUGCACACACAGUUGCACCUGUCACACACAAUCACACACAUGUACAAAACCCACACAGACACGACAUACACAGAAACAAGUCCAUGGACCCACUAAGCCCUUUUCUGUCCCACAGAGAGGGUACCCCUGCCGUGUUUGAUUGGUUCUUCGAAGCAGCCUGUCCUGCCUCCCUACAGGAGGAUCCCCCCAUCCUGCGGCAGUUCCCCCCAGACUUCAGGGACCAGGAAGCUAUGCAGAUGGUGCCUAAAUUCUGCUUCCCUUUUGAUGUGGAAAGGGAGCCCCCCAGCCCUGCAGUACAGCAUUUCACUUUCGCCCUCACGGACCUGACCGGCACCCGUAGAUUUGGUUUCUGUCGCCUCCGGGCUGGUGCUCACAGUUGUCUCUGUAUCCUCAGCCACCUUCCCUGGUUUGAGAUGUUCUACAAGCUGUUGAACACAGUAGGGGACCUCCUAGCCCAGGACCAAGUCUCGGAGGUCGAGGAACUUCUUCUAAAUCUGUUGCAGCAUCCCCUGCCCGGGACCCAGGCCUCAAUGGAGCUGGGCAGCGGAGUGACAAUCUCCAGCGCGCACGGUAUUCCGCCCCCUGCCCCCGGGAACAGCAGGCCGCUUUCCUGCUUCGUGGCCCCCGACCCAAGCCGCUUGCCAUCCAUUCCUGAGAACAGAAACCUAACGGAGUUGGUGGUGGCAGUGACCGACGAGAAUAUCGUGGGGCUGUUCGCGGCUCUCCUAGCUGAGCGAAGGGUUCUGCUCACCGCCAGCAAGCUAAGCACCCUGACCUCGUGCGUCCACGCUUCCUGCGCUCUCCUGUAUCCCAUGCGCUGGGAGCACGUGCUGAUCCCCACGCUGCCGCCACACCUGCUGGACUACUGCUGCGCCCCCAUGCCCUACCUCAUCGGAGUCCACGCCAGUCUCGCCGAGACAGUGCGGGAGAAAGGCCUAGAGGACGUAGUGAUGAUGAACGUGGACUCCAAUAUCUUAGAGACGCCCUUUGACGACAUGCAGGCGCUGCCCCCAGACGUGGUGUCCCUGCUGAGGCUGCGCUUAAGGAAGGUCGCGCUAGCCCCCGGGGAAGGGGUGUCCCGUCUCUUCCUCAAAGCCCAAGCUCUGCUCUUUGGGGGCUACCGCGAUGCGCUCGUCUGCAGCCCGGACCAGCCUGUGACCUUCAGUGAAGAAGCCUUCUUGGCCCAGAAGCCAGGGUCGCCCCUGCAGGCCUUCCACCGGCGGGCUGUGCACCUGCAGCUGUUCAAACAGUUCAUUGAUUGCCGACUGGAGAAGCUUAACACAGGAGAGGGCUUCUCAGAUCUCUUUGAGCAGGAGAUCACCUGCAUUGGGGACUCCUCAGGCACCCUUCGCUCCUACCAGCUCUGGGCAGACAACCUAAAGAAAGGUGGUGGUGCCCUCCUGCAUUCGGUCAAGGCCAAGACUCAACCAGCCGUCAAAAACAUGUACCGCUCGGCCAAGAGCGGCUUGAAGGGAGUGCAGAGCCUUCUGCUGUACAAGGAUGGGGACUCUGGCCUGCAGAGGGGAGGCUCCCUGAGGGCCCCAUCCCUCACCAGCCGCUCAGAUUGCCUGCAGCAGCGCCUGCCUAUUACCCAGCACUUUGGACAAAGCCGGCCCCUUCGCCCCAGCAGGAGACUCCGACAGGAAGAAAGACCUUCUGAGUCCCUGGGGGAAGGGACAACCCCUGUGAGCCCUGAGGAUGCCCAGGAUUCAUGGGCAGAAGAAGCUCUGGACAGCAGCUUCCUGGGGUCUGGGGAAGAACUGGAUUUGCUGAGUGAGAUUCUGGACAGUCUGAGCACAGGAGACACAAAGACAGGCAGCCUGCGGCCCAGCCAGAGCUUAGACUGCUGCCACAGAGGGGACCUCGACAGCUGCCUCAGCCUGCCCAACAUACCAGGAAGACCAGUAUGGCAGCCAGAUGAGGAGGACCCCCCAGAGGCCCAGCCCCAGUUGCUGCCUGCCAGCUUGCCAUGUCUGCUAACCCUCCAGCCUUCGGAUACCAAGAGCUCCUCAGCGAACCUCCCUCCCCAGCCACACUCAGAGGCCAGCCAAGAAAUCACUUCUCCAUCCCAGUCUUCAACAGCUACAGACCCAAGCUACCAAGGGGCCCCUGAAUCCUCUCUCACAGAGCCCUAUCAUCGAAUCCAACAUCUCUCCCCUCCUCAAGAAGCAACUGGAGAUUCCAGGGCCCAGGAGAGCCCCUGCUCCCAGCUCUCUACAGCACCCACCCAGCCCAGCCCUCCAGAAGGUCAACUUCAGGUCCCCACAAAGCCUAACUCGGAUAUCACCUGGACAUCCCAACCCCUUGACUCUUUCUCAGAUCCUGGUCCCCCAAAGAACCCCAGAGCUCAGCCUUCUGAGGCCCUGCUAGCAGAGCAUGCUCACCUCCAGCCCCCCAAGAGGCUGGGGGCCCCCAGACCCCCUGCUGCACCUGCUAGCAACCAGCAGGAGCCCCAGGCCAGGAGCCGGCCCAGAGUCGCUGAGCUUAAAAAGUGUUUUGAAGGUUAAGGAUCAGGUGUCUGGAGGAGACGCCAAUCCCUCAGUAAAGCCACAAGAACCCAAA
Molecule: messenger RNA, 3082 nt
Organism: Hipposideros armiger (great roundleaf bat)
Lineage: Eukaryota; Metazoa; Chordata; Mammalia; Chiroptera; Hipposideridae
Gene: DENND1C
Product: DENN domain containing 1C
Exons: 22
Coding region: 382-3027 (881 amino acids)
Biological process (GO): endocytic recycling; endocytosis
Cellular component (GO): intracellular membrane-bounded organelle; cytosol
Molecular function (GO): phosphatidylinositol phosphate binding; guanyl-nucleotide exchange factor activity
Source: RefSeq, a predicted model, not a curated record